AAACCUCUUCAAUUAUCUCAUAACCAAAACUUCCUCUUCUCAUAAAAUAUUUCAGCUUUUCCUUCAACCAAAAAAACCAAACUUAUUACCAUGGCUACAACUAAGAACAAAAACCUCACAAUUACUGAACAAGUUUAUGUUAGAGUUCGUCUUGCAAAUGAAGCUGAUAUUUCCCAUAUAUACAAGCUCUUUUACCAAAUUCAUGAAUAUCAUAAUUACACUCAUCUUUACAAAGCCACUGAAUCUUCACUUUGUGAUCUUCUUUUUAAAGCAAACCCUAAUCCUCUCUUUUAUGGACCCUCAGUUCUUUUACUCGAAGUUUCGCCAACCCCUUUUGAAAAUACCAAAAAAGAUGAAAAAUUCAAGCCAGUUUUGAAAACAUUUGAUCUUAGAGCAACAGUUGAGGACAAAGAAGCUGAGGAAUUUAAGUCCAAAUCAUGUGGAGAUGAAAAAGAAGAUGUUUUUAUUGCUGGAUACGCGUUCUUUUACGCAAAUUAUUCGUGCUUUUAUGAUAAAGCUGGGAUUUAUUUUGAGAGUCUUUAUUUUAGGGAGAGUUAUAGGAAGUUAGGAAUGGGGAGUUUGUUGUUUGGAACUGUUGCUUCUAUUGCUGCAAAUAAUGGGUUUGCUUCAGUUGAAGGAAUUGUGGCUGUUUGGAACAAGAAAUCUUAUGAUUUUUAUGUUAAUAUGGGAGUUGAAAUAUUUGAUGAAUUUAGGUAUGGGAAAUUGGUUGGUGAUGCUCUACAAAAAUAUGCUGACAAGGAGAAGGUUUAAUUUGAUGAAAAUAUACAAUUUUAGCACUUGUUUUGUGGAGGUGGGAUUUACAAUUUGUUAUUUCUUUGCCUAUUGUACAAGCAACAUGUUGAAUACUAUGUAUUAUUUGUAUUUUAAGAAAUUUGGAUGAAUAAACAUUAUGUUAUUACUAAGGUUUUCACAAGGAUAUAAAUUAGCAGUUUUUCUUC
This is a messenger RNA of Nicotiana attenuata, 959 nucleotides long. RefSeq names its product tyramine N-feruloyltransferase 4/11. The record is from RefSeq and is a predicted model, not a curated record. Gene Ontology annotation, molecular function: N-acetyltransferase activity. Bases 91 to 771 code for a protein of 226 amino acids. The transcript has a single exon. NCBI's taxonomy places the organism in Eukaryota, Viridiplantae, Streptophyta, Magnoliopsida, Solanales, Solanaceae.